AAUCUCUAAAAAAAUUUAGGGCGAAAUCUAAAUAGCUAACUAGUUGUUGUUGUUUAUAAAAUACGUUUACUUGAAAAUACUACUACUGAAAAGUGACUUUUUCUUGCUCUGUUUCUACUUCUACGUCUACUUUCUAGUCUGUGCACUACUAAUAGAUAAUCUCUGAGUCCCUUUUUUGCUGUUUUUAAGGUCUCUUUCGCCAUCUUUCUGAUUCGGCCGCGCCCCUGCCGCCCUGCUAAUAUCCGUAUCUUCUCUGAUUAUAAAUAUAAAAUCAACUGCAUUUAAGUCGACUUCACAAUUAGUUGUAGUUUCAGAAAUAAUAUUUAUUUUGUUGCUGCAAUUAUUAUUCAGCUACAUUUAUAGUAUCUGUCAUAUUCUUGAAAUGGAGCAAUCUUCGAAACUUGUUUUGUUAUCUCUGCUUCACUAGUGGGUUUUUUUUUCCUUCUUUCUCUCUUGCUCUGUUUUUUUCAGUAGUGCUCUGUUUUUUAUUUUCACUUCGAGGACACAAAACAUACAGAAUAAUAGCAGAGGAGGAGUCUUUUUUUUUUUGCUUCAACAGAGAUCUAUCUAAGUUUCAAGAAAGAGAUAUCUCAAAAUCAAGAUCUGCUGAAAUUUAGACCUCUUCUCUUUAAAAUUAAAAUGUAUGCUGAGAAGCAAGCAGAGGAAGCUAUUGUUUCAAACUUCAAUGGAACUGAUCGUGAUGGGGAGGAAGUUGAGAAAUUAGGUGAAGAAGAUCAGUCUAUUUUCAGUGUCAAAAGCCUCCUCUGGCAUGGUGGCUCUGUUUGGGAUGCUUGGUUCAGCUGUGCUUCUAAUCAAGUUGCUCAGGUGCUGUUAACACUGCCAUAUUCAUUUUCUCAACUUGGUAUGGUAUCUGGCAUAGUGUUUCAAGUGUUCUAUGGUCUUGUUGGGAGCUGGACUGCAUACCUCAUCAGUGUUCUCUACAUAGAGUACAGAAGCAGAAAAGAGAAAGAAGGUGUCAACUUCAAAAAUCAUGUCAUUCAGUGGUUUGAAGUGCUUGAUGGACUAUUGGGUCCUUACUGGAAAGCAGCAGGCCUUGCCUUCAACUGUACGUUCCUUCUGUUUGGAUCUGUCAUACAACUAAUUGCUUGCGCAAGUAACAUAUAUUACAUCAGUGACCAUUUAGACAAGAGGACAUGGACAUACAUAUUUGGAGCUUGCUGUGCCACCACAGUUUUCAUUCCUUCUUUCCAUAACUAUAGGAUUUGGUCUUUUCUUGGCCUUGGGAUGACCACUUAUACAGCAUGGUACUUAACUAUUGCUGCUGUCAUUCAUGGCCAGGUUGAAAAUGUACAACACACUGCUCCAGCAAAGAUUGUGCUAUAUUUCACUGGUGCCACGAAUAUUCUUUACACCUUUGGUGGACAUGCUGUUACUGUGGAAAUUAUGCAUGCAAUGUGGAAACCCCAGAAGUUCAAGUACAUUUACCUAAUAGCUACACUCUACGUUUUCACCCUAACUAUUCCAUCAGCUUCAGCAGUCUACUGGGCAUUCGGAGAUCAACUUCUUAACCAUAGUAACGCAUUUUCACUUCUUCCAAAAGACAGAUGGCGCGAUGCUGCAGUUAUAUUGAUGCUAAUACACCAGUUUAUCACGUUUGGAUUCGCGUGUACGCCGUUGUACUUUGUGUGGGAGAAGGUUAUAGGGAUGCAUGACACUAAAAGCAUAUGCUUAAGGGCACUUGUUAGGUUGCCUGUGGUGAUACCCAUAUGGUUUUUGGCUAUUAUAUUCCCAUUCUUUGGGCCUAUUAACUCUGCUGUUGGGGCUCUUUUGGUUAGUUUCACUGUCUACAUCAUUCCAGCUCUUGCUCAUAUGCUCACUUAUAGAACAACCUCUGCUCGACAGAAUGCAGCAGAAAAGCCACCAUCCUUCAUGCCAAGCUGGACUAUCAUGUAUGUUAUUAACAUUUUUAUAGUAGGCUGGGUUUUAGUUGUUGGGUUUGGGUUUGGUGGAUGGGCCAGUAUGAGCAAUUUCAUCAAACAAGUUGAUACAUUUGGCCUUUUUGCAAAAUGUUACCAAUGUAAACCUCCGGCGGGCCAGCCACCACAUCCGGCACCUCAGGCCACCGUGCACAACUAGGAAUACUGACUUGGAUCCGCCACGCCAAUAUGUUGGAGAAGUCAACGAUCGAACUGCUCUUCAAAUAUUUUUGCAUGUAACCCAAAAUGUGUUAGUGUGUUAAUCUUCAUUUUCUUUUGUUUGUGUUUUGACUUUUUGUUCUCAUAGUAGAUAUGAUUAUUAACGUGUCGAAUUGCUGACUAAUUGGCUAUCAAAGGAUUAGCUAAUUAUUUGAAUCAACAUAUGCUAAUGUUAAUUAGUUCUUUUGUCCAA
Molecule: messenger RNA, 2349 nt
Organism: Solanum tuberosum (potato)
Lineage: Eukaryota; Viridiplantae; Streptophyta; Magnoliopsida; Solanales; Solanaceae
Product: auxin transporter-like protein 4
Exons: 8
Coding region: 640-2097 (485 amino acids)
Source: RefSeq, a predicted model, not a curated record